AUGGAGACCCUGGCCUCCGUUUGGGCCCGUGACCCCCAUGACCUGGGAGAAAAGUCGUCAGUGUGGGAGUCUCGGUGUGAUUUCAGCAGCCCUCCUGCUGUGAUGUGGCCGGAGCAGCUCUCCCCUCACCUCCAGAGGAACAAACAGCUGCAGGACACGCUGCUGCAGAGAGACGAGGAGCUGCUCCGACUGCAGGACGAGAACAACAAACUCAGAGAGUUCCUCAGCUCGUCCUUCGUCAGGACCCUGCAGCAGAAAGCAAAGAAACUGCGCCCCGACGGGAGGAGGAAGCUGAAGAGAAACCUGACACACACUGAUGACGGACUCUUCCUGAACCGCAGUCCUUCGCCGCAUUUCCCUCCGAACGUCAGCAAGAGAGUCUGCAGGAACCUCAGUGCAGAGUUCAGCUCAGAGACCUCCUCCUCCUCCUCCUCCUCAGAACCAAACCUGGACCUCUGGGUUCUUCGGACGCUGGGCCUCAAGGACCGGGACACCAUCGACACGUCCAGCGAGUCCUCGCCCGGAUUCAGCAGUUUGUUUUAUGAUUCCAGCGUCUCCUCUUCCUCCGAAUACUCCCUGAACUCCUCCUUCAGUUACUGCCCGACAUCGACACCACAGACAGGUUAUACCAACGAGGAAAAGGAGUCCCCUCAGGGCUGCACGACUUCCCCUCACCAACACACCAGGACCACCUAUCCCUCUCCAGUGUCAACGGAAAAACUGCCCUUCCCCCCGACACAGGACGAGAUCUGCACCAUCGACGCCUCGAGAGUUCACACUCAUCCAGCCAAACACCCGGCGUACUGGUCUCCAUCCCAGGACACAGUGCAGGUCAGCCCACCAGGACAGAGAGUCCCCUUCUUCCCCAUCGCGACCUCGAGUGCCGUCACGACCCAGAGUUGGUGCCCCGUGCGAGGCAGCAGCCCGGCCAGACUGUCAGCUGGAUCUCAGACGCGCAGCAGCCCGAAGGACCUGGCGUUCAGGAUGUCCAUCAGCCCGACCAGCAGCGUGAAGACACACAGCUUCCCCCAGGGACAGGCCUUCGUCAGGAAGGACACCGGGGGGAGGUGGAACUUCACCUGGGUGCCAACACAAGGACCAUAGGCGUGAAGGAAGAGCUCCAGAUCUGCUGUUGUAGAAGGAAAAUGUCCUAAAAUUAACCGGUGUCGUCAUCAGAUAGAAAACUGUACGAUGUGAAGAAUGAGCUGAGACGCGUUUCACUGCCGAACAUCUAGCAAUAAAACCUCUGUUUAACGACAAGCUCAGCAUUAAUCUCCAAGUCUUAGCUAUCCAGUCCCCUUCAGUCAACAAGCGGGGGAUUAUUUGAUAUAAAAGUGGUCAUAUCAGAUUUUCUUGUGGACCCUGAAAGUGGUCCUGAUUUCAAAAGGUCGUAAAGACCCUCAGGAAACUCUUCAUACUGACCUUGAACUCUCCCCUGAUUUGUUGUUCCAGACGUUUCCUCUGUAUGUAAAGACAUUAUCCGGGCACCAAAGAGGAGACUCGAUAAUCUGUUGUUAGUGACGCUGUGAACCCGUGAGACUUCACAUCUUUAAUAUGAAGCUAAUGAACUAAUAACGAUUAACACGACUGCUUGAAAUGUUUUCUUCACCCUGACUUUUAUAUUCACCUGAAACUGCCACAGACCAGCAUCACUGCUUUGGGAAGAAUCCAAAAAGAUCAAACUGCCUUCGAACAAAACACUUCUGCCCUGAUCUAAGAAUCAGAACUGCCGCUAAAGAGAACCGACAGAUGAAACGCGGCCUGAAACCUGUGAAUAUGAAGCUGCCUCUGGUUUGUUGUCUGGUGUAGAUGAAUGUGUUUGAGUCUGUUGAAUGUGAGGGAGGGUCACUGCCUGUCUGUAAUGUUUUAUGUGAUCAGAACAUAAAGAGUAAACUGUGGACUGACUGACCAACG
Messenger RNA from Eleginops maclovinus (Patagonian blennie), 1914 nucleotides. RefSeq names its product geminin coiled-coil domain containing (gene gmnc). The coding region runs from base 1 to 1104 and encodes 367 amino acids. Gene Ontology annotation, cellular component: nucleus. Gene Ontology annotation, biological process: negative regulation of cell cycle; negative regulation of DNA replication. NCBI's taxonomy places the organism in Eukaryota, Metazoa, Chordata, Actinopteri, Perciformes, Eleginopidae. The record is from RefSeq and is a predicted model, not a curated record. The transcript has 4 exons.